AUGCUUGCCUUGUCGUUGCUAGCGCUGGCUUCAGCCUGCUCGGCGUCAUCCUUGCCCAUCGUUGACCUAGGUUACGAACGGCACCAAGCCAUCUCGUUCAAUAAUAAGAGCACAAUUGGCUUGUACAAUUUCAGUAACAUUCGCUAUGCCGCACCGCCUGUUGGAGAUCUCAGAUUCAGAGCCCCAGUACUACCCACGCCCAACCGCGAAUAUGUUCAAAAUGGUUCGGUAGGCCGCAUCUGUCCCCAGGGAAGCACUACCUGGGAAUCGGAUAUUGCGCCUGAGUUCAUCGUCAGUGUUCUGUACAACACGACCUUCGAGGGCUCGACCAAUAUCUCGUCGUAUGAAUACACAGCUGCCAAGGUUGAUCCUCGCACUUCUGAGGACUGUCUGUUCCUGGACGUGGUUGUUCCCAAGAAGAUAUUUGAUCGUGCUGCCGCCAACUCGAUUAGUCCCCUUCUGGCACCCGUCUUGGUAUGGAUUUAUGGUGGAGGCUUUGCGGGCGGCGACAAGUCUGACGAUAACCCCACCGGGCUGAUUGAGCGUAGUAUUACCUAUGGAGAUGGGGUCGUAUACGUUGCACUGAACUACCGACUGGGUGCUUUUGGUUGGUUGGCUGGUGAAAGUAUCGCCGCAGAUGGCACUGUCAAUGCUGGACUCCACGACCAACGCUUCGCUCUGAACUGGAUCCAGGAGAAUAUCCACCUGUUUGGAGGUGACAAGAACAGAGUCACUGUUAUCGGAGAGUCCGCGGGAGCCGGAUCUAUCAUGCACCAGAUCACCGCCUACGGAGGAAAAGUCUCUGUCCCUUUCCAGCGGGCGAUUCUGCAGAGUCCAGGUUGGGUUCCCACCCCGGAUGAAAACCAACAAGAGGAGACUCUGCAGACAUUCCUUAGUCUUCUAAAUGUCAGCACAAUCGAGGAGGCUCGUAAGCUUUCUUCCAAGAGUUUGAUUGAGGCCAAUGCCUACCAGAUCAGCCAGGCUGUAUAUGGUAGUUUCGCUUACAGCCCUGCUGUUGAUGGAACAUUUGUGCCGAAGAUGCCUGGACAGCUUCUUUUGGAAGGCAACUUUGCUCACGAUCUGUCCGUGAUGGUGGGCCACAAUGCCGACGAAGGACUCCUGUUCGUUUCCCCCGACAGUAGAACGAGCGCUGGUCUGGCCGUGAUGCUGGAGCAAAACUUCCCCAAUGUCAAGAAGCACGUCACCGAAUAUGUCACCGAGGUUCUGUAUCCACCCGUCUACAAUGGGUCAUACGGUUAUACCAAUUCAGUCGAGCGUACCUCCCUCGUCAUCUCGGAUGUGAUCUUCCAAUGCAACACCAAAUACCUGAACUGGGCCUACGACAAUAAUACCUUUGCUUAUGAAUUCAGCAUCUCGCCCGCAGUACACGGUCAGGAUCUGGCUUAUACCUUCUACAACAAGGGUGUUGCGAGCACUAGUGAGUUUGGCAUGAGCAAUGCCACUGUGGCCUAUGCGCUACAAGAUUAUAUUACCAGCUUUGCUCAGUUUGGAGUACCCCGGUCGUCUGUGGCACCGAGCCUUGAGCUGUAUGGUCAAGAUGGGGAUCUGAUGAAUCUCGAAAGCACAACCAUUCAGCCAGUGAUCGACUCGAUCAACAAUGCACGCUGCCGCUUCUGGCAGACUGCGCCCUAUGCCUGA
Messenger RNA from Penicillium taxi, 1659 nucleotides. RefSeq lists its product as uncharacterized. The record is from RefSeq and is a predicted model, not a curated record. NCBI's taxonomy places the organism in Eukaryota, Fungi, Ascomycota, Eurotiomycetes, Eurotiales, Aspergillaceae. The coding region runs from base 1 to 1659 and encodes 552 amino acids. The transcript has 3 exons.